UGUCAAAUAAUAUAUAUUUUUUCCAUAUCUUUUCUCUUUCCACGAAACCACCAUUGAUUACUUUGAAAAAGAAUCCAAAUCCCACACCCCCUAUAUAAACCCAAAAACCCUAAUUAAAGUUAUUUCACAUGUUCAUCAUCAAAUCUUAUCUUCUUCACUUCUAAUUCCUUUCCAAAAGGGUACUCAAAUCUCUUUUCUUUUCAAUUCCUUCCAUGGAUGCACUUCAUCAAGUGAAGAGAACCAAGAAGAACUCGAAGAGGAGCAAUUCCGAGAAAGGUUUGAAAGUCGUUUAUAUCUCGAGUCCCAUGAAGGUCCAGACGUGUGCCUCGCAAUUCCGAGCUUUGGUCCAAGAACUCACCGGCAAAGACUCCGACGUCGCUGACUGGUUCAUGGACAGCUCUAACUACAAUGACACCACACCCGAGAAUUCACCGACGAAUUCCGACACGACAAGGACUAUUGCCGAUGAUGGUGUUAUUGGUCAGCUGCCCUCCCUUGAUUCCAACAGUGAUCAAUCAGUGUUUGGUCCAUUUGAUGAUGGAAUUAUGUCGGAAGGGAGUUUCUUGGGUAUGUUUACAUCAAAUUUGUUCCGUGACCAAUCGCAGUUUGAUGCUAUUCGAAGCUUUGGCUCAGUUUGAUUAAUUUCAAGU
Molecule: messenger RNA, 650 nt
Organism: Hibiscus syriacus
Lineage: Eukaryota; Viridiplantae; Streptophyta; Magnoliopsida; Malvales; Malvaceae
Exons: 1
Coding region: 213-638 (141 amino acids)
Source: RefSeq, a predicted model, not a curated record